AUGUGGGUGAGUCAAGACCCCCGGCAGGAGUGCCCCGCAUUGGAGCAGGCAGCACCACAGCUGGUAGAUGAUCUUGAGGCCUAUCUUGUGACGCUGCGUCAGAAGACCGAGGAAGCAGCGGCAGCGGGGGUAUACUUCCGGGAACAUCCGUCCGUGUCAUUUUACCGCGGUUGCCGCUCGGUGGAGGUGCGACUACCCCCACAACGGGUGGGAGAGGCGCAACAUGACACAAGUUUUCUGCGGGUUAUUGCUCUUCAUCAGGCACUUUUGCCGCCGUGCCAGAACGGGCCAGGCUUUUCAGAGGAAGAACAGUCAGCACGAUUGUCUAGCUCCGAUGGAAUUGAGCUGCUGCGUUUGAAUUGGAACCGGCUGCUCUGGUUGCUUAUGCCGUCGCUGCAGUUUGGUGUGACGACGGGGAGGUGUACAGAAAGGGAGGAGGAUUACGCCAGCAUGGGAGUGGACGGGGAGUGUACGUCGAGCUCUUUGAUUUCUGAUUGGGAACUCCAGCGGCCGGUAACGUGGGAGGACUACAAACAGCUUCGCCAUCCCAGCAUAAUGGAUCGCAUACACUACAGUUACGUGGUUUUUCUUCGCUUUUACGGCUGGCGGCUUUACAACGAGGAGAGUGGCGUGUUAGACCGUCAUAGAAAUUGGCGGGAACGGUACAAGGCGCUAGCACCAGGCAGUAAUCUGCGCGACGGGGGUGGCGCUGCGGGUGGCUCCUUCCUUGGCUUUUAUGCUGCACUGCCGCGUAUCCUGUGCGUGCUGCUGGAGCUGUGCCUGACACGCUACGCCGUGAAUUUAGUUGCCUUUCUUCUGGAGGAGAUGAGCAAAGGGCGACUUCUGCUGCUGCAGUCAAGCUUGGAGGAGAGUUGGCUGCCUCAGAUACUUUGCAGCAGGCAGGUGGCGGAAGCUGAGAGGGAGCGGCUGCGUCGGCAACUGUACCGUCUCAGCCACAGUGACUCUGACUAG
Molecule: messenger RNA, 972 nt
Organism: Trypanosoma rangeli
Lineage: Eukaryota; Euglenozoa; Kinetoplastea; Trypanosomatida; Trypanosomatidae
Exons: 1
Coding region: 1-972 (323 amino acids)
Cellular component (GO): membrane
Molecular function (GO): opioid growth factor receptor activity
Source: RefSeq, a predicted model, not a curated record